Molecule: messenger RNA, 342 nt
Organism: Funneliformis caledonium
Lineage: Eukaryota; Fungi; Glomeromycota; Glomeromycetes; Glomerales; Glomeraceae
Source: the annotation of a GenBank genome assembly
AUGUCUGCUACUUUUACGGAAGGUUCUGUUGCCUUCGUUGGAAAUUCUAGUAGCUUUGUUGCCUUUGCUGGAGGUUCUAUAUCCUUUGUAAAGAAUUCUAAUGCUAUAUUUGCUGAAGGUUCAGUUACUUUUGAGGAUGAUUCUGAUACCAGAGAUUCUGUUAUUCUUGUCAGAGAAUCUGAUACUUCUAGAAAAGAAAUUGAAAAUAAAGUACAAAUUAAUGUUAGUGAUACUUUUUCUUCAUGGGAUGAGGUAGACAUAAAGCUCAAUAUAUAUGCAAAAAUGGCAGGAUUUUCUAUACGUCAGAAGCACAUUGAGCUUAAUAAUGAUGGGAUAGUUUGA